Juglans microcarpa x Juglans regia is the source of this 1323-nucleotide messenger RNA. RefSeq lists its product as uncharacterized. The transcript has 5 exons. Bases 1 to 213 code for a protein of 70 amino acids. The record is from RefSeq and is a predicted model, not a curated record. Lineage: Eukaryota; Viridiplantae; Streptophyta; Magnoliopsida; Fagales; Juglandaceae.
AUGGUUCUCGAUUUGGUGGUUCAUGACUACAGUUAUAGUCUACCACAGACAUGCGCCUUAAAAGUGGACAUCAACUAUUCCGGAUGGCAUAAGACUAUGUUGAAAGUAUUGAAGAAAAUCAUAGGUAUACCAUACGACAUAGACGUGAAUGAAGGGAUGGCAUAUGUUUCUGGAAAAGUAGAUCCACACACGAUUUUGAAGAAGCUAGUGUAAGGUGGAAAACAUGCUGAACUCUGCUGGGUUGAGAUUGGAGAUCCUUAUAGGACAAGUGACUCUUAUGGUCUUGAUUAUCUAAGAGAUCACUCUCACUGGACUGGUUACCAAGAAGACUGAUCCUAUUGGGAUGGUUAUGGAUAGUCAUAUAGUUCCUACCUCCCCUAUCAGCCUUGGACCCGCCAUCACUAUCUGCCACAUGCAUCCUACUCAUAUUACUAUUGAUCAUAGAUUAACAUUAUCUAGGGUUUGGAAUGUGUCAUGAUGAAAUAUUUUAGGGUUCUUCAUGACAUGUGAUUUCAUUCUGUUAUUGAUGCGUAGUAUCCAUGAUUUUUACUAUAUCAGAUACUAUAUAUAUAUAUAUAUAUAUAUGAGAUUCAAAGUUGUAAUAUUUUCCCACUUUAUUUGCUUUGUUUUAGGACGGAUCCGUUGUUUAAGGCUGUUGAAGGAGAUGAUUGCCAGUUAUAUGCUCCCAGCAAUCAAGAUGAUGCUGGUUUUACUAAGCUGCAGACUCGAAAGGAGUGUCCUAAAACAUCGAUGCCCAACAAGGGUUGGCAUAUAUAUCGGGCAAUAUAGAGUUCCCAGCUAUGCUUCUGAAGAUGCUGGCAAAAACAGGAAAGUAUGCAGAACUGUAUUGGGUGGGUUCCAUGCAUCAGAAUAGGAACAACCCACUUGUACGUACAAGGAGAAGUUUUUCACAUUGAAUUUGGCAAUAGUAAAUAUGCAAGACUGAGCUAUAUAUGGCCAUGGAAACUAUAAUCAAUAUGGGAUAUUACUUAAGGCAAUAACCAAAUACAUGGAAGAGUGGGUUACUAUAUAUGGGGAUGAUCCUCAUAGCUCAUAUCCUGAUGAACAAAACCCACGGCGCUGCUCUGAGAUGGUGUCUCAGUCCUGAUCUCCGAUUGCACCACCGCUUGUAGACGGCUGUUCACAAGCACUGCCGAUGGCUAAUAAUGACAGUAUUUUGUAACAAAACAGGUUUAAUCUUUCCAACACAUUUGGAAUAUAUAAUUUGGAUUUGAAGCUGAUCAUAGUGUUCUUGUAAGAACUAUAAAAAACUUGAGCGAAAGAUAGAUAGACAUAUACAUGAAGUGAGUCAUAUGAUAUUUA